Molecule: messenger RNA, 3252 nt
Organism: Arxiozyma heterogenica
Lineage: Eukaryota; Fungi; Ascomycota; Saccharomycetes; Saccharomycetales; Saccharomycetaceae
Product: Zn(II)2Cys6 transcription factor
Exons: 1
Coding region: 1-3252 (1083 amino acids)
Biological process (GO): regulation of DNA-templated transcription; DNA-templated transcription
Molecular function (GO): DNA binding; zinc ion binding; DNA-binding transcription factor activity, RNA polymerase II-specific
Source: RefSeq, a predicted model, not a curated record
AUGUACAUAAGUAAUUGCAACUAUGGUCCUAAUAAUAUGCUGACUUUUAAUACUAACAACAAUAAUAAUAACGGUAACAACCAAGAUUCUAUAAACAAUAAUAAUAUUCAAGAUAUUGCAUCAACUUAUCACCCAUUUAACCUCUUUAAUAACAUUCCAAAUACUAUCAAACCCAUCAUCAACAACAUUAACGUUAACGGUAUUAAUGCUAAACAUAAUCCUACUGAUGCAGAAACUAAUCAUAACUUCAUAUCCUCAAACCCCUCAUCCUUCCACAUGCAGGAUCAAAAUCAAAUAAAAAUGUAUCCAAGUCAUGUGUACACUUCGUCACCUUCAUUUGUUACAUACAAUUCUAAUCUUGGUACAAACACAGGCACUAAUAUCAUGAUCAAUCCUAACAAUAAUCUCACACAACAGGUACCUUUAUCAUAUGUAGUUUCUAAUCAACAUACUAUCGCACCCUUUGCAACAUCUUACAUCCCUACUCAAGUCUCGACAUCUUCAAAUCAUUUCAAUAGUGUAUUAAAUUCUUCAAUCGGUAACAACAACAGCAACAAUAACAAUGAUAACUACAAUGGUAAUAGUUCUCAAAUUCCCAUUUCGAAUAGUCGUGUAGAUAAAAAAGAGUUGUCCAAUACCAUUAAUAUAAAUUCGGAGAUAAUUUCUACUUACAAGCAAUUCAAAAGAAAUAAUAGAGCAUGUGAUACGUGUAGAGAGAAAAAGAUUAAAUGUGGUCCAUUGGAUCCAACCAUUGGUAAAUGUAAUAACUGUAUUAAAAGAAAGAGACCAUGUACUUUCAAUUUCCAUCUAAUAUUAGAAAGGAAUAAACAGAAUAAGAAAAAGAAACUGAGGGAUCAAAUGAAUUCAGCAGCCAAAAGAAUCGAAAGAUUAACCAACAAAAACGUUCAAACUGAUAAAAUUGAACAAAAUGAAAAUUUAUCUUCUCAAUUGGAAACAAAAAAUAAUCAUCUUGUCGAUAAAUUAUUAAGGAAACUUUAUUUAUCAAAUGAUAUUGAGUUUAAUUGUAUUGGUUUGCUCAAUGAUAUCACUUCUAGGACGGAAGUGCCAAAUAUUGAUGUUGAAUUUGCACCUAAGUGUAAAUACAAACAAUAUAGAACAACUUUAUUUUCAUCAAAUAAAUUGGUUUGGAUUGCGUGCAAAAUUGAUAGUUUUAAGAAGAAAAAUAAAAGUAACCAAGAAGAUUCAAAUUCAACUUUAAAUGAUUUUUAUGAACCCAUUAAAAAACAUUUUAAUGAAAUAUCGAAAUGGUAUAUGAUUCAAUUGAAAAAAUUGACCAAUUUCGAUAUAUUUUUGAAGAAAGAUCAAAAUGGUAACCAUAUGUUAUUUGAUCUACCAGAGGAUAUUGAAAAAACUAAUAGGAUCCUGGAAAGUUUACAUUUCUCUUUGUUAUUUUUUAUUACGCCAAUAGUAACCUCAGAAGAAACCGACAUUUUGGUGAAGAAAUAUUACAAUAAGGAAGAUAUGGAAUUUCCCGAAAUUUUUUUACUUAAUGUCUCUGUACUGUUUGGAAUCCAAUCAUUUUAUGUCUUACAUUCAAAGGAUAGUAUUCAAAUCAGGAAGGAUAACCACAUGCCAUCUAUUGAAUACAUGGAGGCUAUAGAAAAAAAAUUGUUUAGUAAUUGCACAUAUUGUUAUAAUAAAGUGAUGAUCCAUUCGAGCAAUAUAUAUGUCUUAAAGGCUCUAUUACUUUGGAGUAAAUAUAUUUCAAUUACUUUAAGUAAUGAACUAGGGCUCGAUAUCUUUACUAAGGCAACCUAUAUCAUUCAGGCAUUAGGAUUACAUAAAAAAUCUUAUUAUAAUGGCCUUUCAAAGAAAGAUUUCAUCUCUGCGAAAGGCUUAUGGUGGUAUUGUAUAUCUCUGGAUAGGUUGAAUGCAACAAAUCUUUCAAUGUCACCUUUAAUCUUUUAUGAAUCUACUUUCCCUACCUAUAUGUCAAAAGAAAUAUUUUUAAGCGAUUUAAACACAUUAUUAGAAUAUGAUAAUAAGAAGGAUGAGCAAAUGUCAAAUUUUGAAGAUGCAGUAGAUUAUGCUGCAUCACAUUACGAAUAUUUUACACUUCUAAUAACGUACUAUGGUUCCCAUGUCAGUAAAUACGAGGAUGAAGUAAUGGCUACAUGUUUUAGUAGUCAAAGCAUCCUCACUUCAUCAUUUGAUCAAUUGUUAGACAAAACUUUGGCAAUUAAUAUGAGUUUACUAAAAUGGAGGGAAAAUCUACAUCCUGCAGUUAGAUUAGAAACAUUCAAAGAUUACUAUAAGAUUCUCUCUCUUCAAAAUACUCAACAAAAACCGGAAUUUCAAUUUGAGGUUAUAUGCUGUUAUAUUAUCACAUAUCAUUUUAGAUAUUUGACCCUUUUAAUUACUUUGAAUCUUUUCAUUAUCUCUUUAAUUGAUGAUAACAUAGCAAAUGUGGCAAACAAUUCAGAUGCGUUUGCAAGAUUAAGACAAAUAAAAAAGGAAUCAAUAAUAAAAUACACUGAAUAUGCACAUAAGAUUUUAAGAACUUUUUGUACUCUUAAAAGUCAACCUUUUAUUUACAGAGAAUGCUUAUAUUUUUUCUAUACCGCUGUGUUUGCAUUAAUGUUUAAAAUUAUCGACAGAUUAAACGAUAAAACAGCACAGCUGGACAAUAUGGUGUUACUUGAAGUACUUCACAGACCAUAUCAUAUAAUGUUGGAGAAAGAGCAAAACAGUAAAAUACGUGAAAAUAUGAAGUGGAAUGCAGGGUAUUAUAUCUACGUGCAUUUAUUAAAAACUAUCACUGAAUCUACUUUAAAUGACGAUCUGUAUUUGAAUACAUUUGCGCAAAAAUCUAACAUCUAUGAAGCCAGCCUUACAUUAAUGACACGUGUUGCAAAACUUGCUAAGGAAAAAGCUAUUACUGAAUUGGAAUCUGCCGAUAUAGAUCAAACUGAAUUCUCUGAGAAAUCCUGCAAAAUAUUCAGCGGUUUAACAAAAUUUUUUAUUGAUUUUUUGAAAGAUGAAAACAUACCUACUGCUGACACUAUAAAAAAGUAUAUGCACCACUGCAGUAAUAAGCAGUGUCCACAGUCGAAUAAAAAGGUUCCAGCGGACUGCUCAAUUUUUACUGCACAAGAAACAGAACCUGAAUAUACUGAGGAAAGAAUUUUGAAAGACUUUAAUGAAAAUAUUGGUUUUUUGACUUACGGCACAUUCUUUUAUGAUCGUGAUCUAUUCCUAAGUGAAACCCUGAAAGAUUGGAACUUAAUAUAG